Molecule: messenger RNA, 528 nt
Organism: Paramecium tetraurelia
Lineage: Eukaryota; Ciliophora; Oligohymenophorea; Peniculida; Parameciidae
Exons: 1
Source: RefSeq, a predicted model, not a curated record
AUGUAAAAUUUUAAUCCUGCACCAGUAUUUUCAGCAUGUUUCGAAGGACGAUAUUAUUGGGCUUUUCCUGUUUAUCGCUUGAAAUUGCAAAGGGAAACAUAACAUCAAGUGAUUAAUGAAAUGAAGCUCGAACAGACUGAGCAAAUGCAAGAGAAAAAAAAUUUCAUAGAAUAGAAUCAAGAUCCAAAUCCUACGACUAUUCAUAAAUCCUAUAUGUACCCAGGGCAAUCUAAAAAUUUCUACAAGACUCUAGGAUAAAAAGUGUGUUCGUUUAUACAAAACAACUUUGAUGUAAAAAAAAUUAAAAAAGACCUUCAUAUUUCGAAAUUCAUAAAUGUGAAACGCCAAAAUUACAAUAAGUCUCAUUUUAGAGAACUAAUCAAAUCCAAAAUCGGAAAACAAGUCAUCAAAAUCUAUUUUGGAAAUUUUAUAUGGUGUUCAAGCAUUUUGGAAAAAUCAAGAUCUGAUAUAGCAUUUUAUCUAAGUCUGAAUAAAAAAAUCUUUGAAAGAAAACAUAAGGCAAAGUGA